Molecule: messenger RNA, 1098 nt
Organism: Acanthocheilonema viteae
Lineage: Eukaryota; Metazoa; Nematoda; Chromadorea; Rhabditida; Onchocercidae
Source: the annotation of a GenBank genome assembly
AUGAGUGAGGGAGGUGAACAAGGUGCUGAUACAAAUAUUAAUUUUUUACUCGAACAAUAUGAUAUUACCUGCAAUAAUGAUUCCGUAAUUCGGACAACAUUUUAUAAAUAUUUCAAUCCAAAGGAAGCAUUGAUCGCUAAUGGUGUCCUAAAUCGUGCUCUUACAUCAACAGCUGGCAAGUUGAAACAUUCAAGUGAUGAAGAAAUUAACGCACUUGGCUUACAAUUUGUUUAUCCGUAUGGAGCAACACUGAAUGUUGGCCGUAAAUCAACAGCAGUACUAUCUACGGGUAGCGUUUGCUACCCAAACAAUCGGCCAAUUUGCGCAUUCCAUCAAACGGAAAAAGGUGGCAAAUUGAUAGUUAUUGGUUCAGUUCAUAUUUUCACAGAUCAAUAUUUUGAAAAAGAAGAUAAUAAUAAAAUAUGGGAUGUUAUCAUGAAAUAUGUAACGGAUGGUUUUGCUUUGAAUGUUGUCGAUAGUAAGGAACCGGAUUUGAUGGACACACAUCCCAUACCAGAUCAUAUUUACUUAUCGGAGAAAAUUAAAGUAUGUCUGCAGGAAGGUGAAUAUGAAAUGAAUCAAAGUAAUGAUUUCCUCAAAUACUUUGACAUUAGUCUUUAUGCUAUGGAUCUCUCCGUUUGGCCUAAAACUAUCAGGGCAUAUGAGCAGCUUGGUUUAAAGCAUGAACCACUUUCUCUUAUUGUACCACAAUUUGAAGUACCACAACCUCCACUUACACCUGCUGUAUUUCCACCAAACUUUCGAGAACUUCCGCCACCUCGAUUGGAAUUGUUUGAUUUAGAUGAUAUGUUCUCAUCAGCAGAUGUUCGACUCGCUCAACUUACUAAUAAAUGUGAAGAAAGUGAUUUGGAAUACUUCUUGAGGGAGGCUGGAGAAAUUUAUGAUAUCACGAAGUGUUUGCCGGAAAAUGAUAGAGGACCGAAAAAAAUACUUGAAUUUGUGCUAUAUCAAUUAGCAGGAUUUAAAAAGUUCAAUCAGGAAAAAGAUGAUAUUGAUAUUGAAAAUCUGAAAAGGACCUCCAGCGAUUUGAAUGAGCAAUAUUUCUCGGAUAUUGAUGAACAUGACGACAUGAAUUAA